AUUAAAAAAAAUGGAAAACAAAAAUUUAGAAGGCCAUUAUAAGAAAGGAAAAAGGCUUGAGGUAAGAUGUUGCGAUUCCCUUUCCCUUCAGAUCUGUCUCCUGAAGGCCCCAAAUUCAAGAGUCCUGUGAUUGUUGCUCAUAGAGGGAAGAAGAAAUGGGGUUGACGUUCACGAAGCUCUUUAGCAGGCUCUUCGCUAAAAAAGAGAUGCGUAUUUUGAUGGUGGGUCUCGAUGCUGCCGGUAAGACGACGAUCCUGUACAAGUUAAAGCUCGGAGAAAUUGUUACCACCAUUCCGACUAUCGGAUUUAAUGUGGAGACUGUAGAGUACAAGAACAUCAGCUUUACUGUUUGGGAUGUUGGUGGUCAGGACAAGAUCCGUCCACUUUGGAGGCACUAUUUCCAGAAUACACAGGGCCUUAUUUUUGUUGUGGAUAGCAACGAUAGGGACAGAGUUGUUGAGGCAAGAGAUGAGUUGCACAGGAUGUUGAAUGAGGAUGAGCUUAGAGAUGCCGUUUUGCUUGUAUUUGCUAACAAGCAAGAUCUUCCUAAUGCCAUGAAUGCUGCAGAAAUAACUGACAAGCUUGGUCUUCAUUCUCUUCGCCAACGCCACUGGUACAUUCAGAGCACAUGCGCGACAUCUGGAGAGGGUUUAUACGAAGGUCUAACUGGCUUUCCAACAACAUUGCUAGCAAGGCCUAAAGCGAUAAAUGAUUUUGGUGGUUCAAGAAUUUGUUCAGAGUUUCCUUCAUUCUGGGACCAAUAGUUUUCAUUUAAUUUCAGUGAUAGUUGGGAAACAUUUGGCUAGACCUUAAAAUGUACUCCAAGUUGUUAAUUGCUUCUUUAAGCUUAAACUUCUUAGCUCCUAGAAGUCCAUUAUUGUACUGUUUUCCAUUCAAUACCAAGUCCAAUUUUUAUCUGAUCAAUUUAAUUAAUAUGAAAUGCCCCUAUUUUGGCGUGCCA
This is a messenger RNA of Cucumis sativus (cucumber), 961 nucleotides long. Its product is annotated as ADP-ribosylation factor. The record is from RefSeq and is a predicted model, not a curated record. NCBI's taxonomy places the organism in Eukaryota, Viridiplantae, Streptophyta, Magnoliopsida, Cucurbitales, Cucurbitaceae. Gene Ontology annotation, cellular component: cytoplasm. Gene Ontology annotation, biological process: vesicle-mediated transport; intracellular protein transport. Gene Ontology annotation, molecular function: GTPase activity; GTP binding.